AUGUGUGAACACAAACACCAAUCAGAUCUGUGUGAACACAAACACCAAUCAGAUCUGUGUGAACACAAACACCAAUCAGAUCUGUGUGAACACAAACACCAAUCAGAUCUGUGUGAACACAAACACCAAUCAGAUCUGUGUGAACACAAACACCAAUCAGAUCUGUGUGAACACAAACACCAAUCAGAUCAGUGUCUAUACAAACACCAAUCAGAUAUGUGUGAACACAAACACCAAUCAGAUAAGUGUCCACACAAACACCAAUCAGAUCUGUGUGAACACAAACACCAAUCAGAUAUGUGUGAACACAAACACCAAUCAGAUCUGUGUGAACACAAACACCAAUCAGAUCUGUGUGAACACAAACACCAAUCAGAUCUGUGUGAACACAAACACCAAUCAGAUCUGUGUGAACACAAACACCAAUCAGAUCUGUGUGAACACAAACACCAAUCAGAUCAGUGUCUAUACAAACACCAAUCAGAUAUGUGUGAACACAAACACCAAUCAGAUCUGUGUGAACACAAACACCAAUCAGAGCAGCAUCAGUAA
Messenger RNA from Pecten maximus, 552 nucleotides. Its product is annotated as LIM domain-containing protein A-like. Bases 1 to 552 code for a protein of 183 amino acids. NCBI's taxonomy places the organism in Eukaryota, Metazoa, Mollusca, Bivalvia, Pectinida, Pectinidae. The transcript has a single exon. The record is from RefSeq and is a predicted model, not a curated record.